Molecule: messenger RNA, 1269 nt
Organism: Aspergillus melleus
Lineage: Eukaryota; Fungi; Ascomycota; Eurotiomycetes; Eurotiales; Aspergillaceae
Product: NAD-dependent epimerase/dehydratase family protein
Exons: 1
Coding region: 241-1143 (300 amino acids)
Molecular function (GO): oxidoreductase activity
Source: RefSeq, a predicted model, not a curated record
GGAGUGUACAGUACUUUUGACUGGUUGCUAGUCUGCAGUAGCACUCUGGUGUGUUCCUUUACCCGGAAUCCUAGCCGAUCCGUGGAUCUGAGCUCUCUCUCUUCCCCACAUCUUCCCUCUAAUCCACUUCUCGUCUCCAUCUCCGGAUAUAAAAACGAGGACCCCGCGUCUGCCGAGGCACUCUCCGGAUUUCCCAUUUCCUCCAUCCUCAGGACCCAGAACACUCCCUCCAAAUUUACAAUGAGGAUCCUAAUAACCGGCGGCUCCGGCAAAGCCGGCCAAUCGCUCAUCACCCACCUCCUCUCCCAAAACCAUUCCUUGCUCAACCUCGACCUCGCCCCUCUUCCCCCACCGCUGGCCUCGAAAGUCCACACCCUCCGCCUCGACCUCACCGACGCCGGCCAAGUCUUCUCCGCCAUGCACUCGCAUUUCACGUUCUCCGAACCCUUCCACGAACCCACCACCGCCGUCCCAGACGCCGUGAUCCAUCUCGCCGGGUACGCGCGCAACAUGAUGGUCCCUGACAAUGAGACGUUUCGCGGAAACGUCCUCUCUACGUAUAAUAUCCUCGAGGCGGCCUGUCGUGCGGGAGUCAGGAAGAUCGUUCUCGCGGGGUCGAUCUGCACGUAUGGCGUGACGUAUGCGGAUGGGGAUGUGGACUUCCCGUCGUUUCCGGUAGAUGAGACUGCCGAUACGAAUCCCAUGGAUGUGUAUGGGAUGUCGAAGGUUGCGAGUGAGAAUGUUGCGAGGAGCUUUGCGAGACGGUUCGGUGCUGAUGUUUAUGUUUUACGGCUGGGGGCGAUCGUUACUCCGGAUGAGUUUCAGGGGAGAUUUUGCGAGUAUGUGAAGGAGCCGGAGAAGUUCAAGGUUCACGGGUGGUCAUAUACUGAUGCGGGCGAUAUGGGGGGCAUGUUUGAGGCGUGUUUGAAGACGGAUGGGCUGGGGUUUCAGGUAUUCAAUGCGGUUAAUGACGAGAUUACGAAUGAUGUCCAGACAGGGGAGUUUUUGCGGACGCAUUGUCCGGCUGUGCCGGUGACGAGGGAGUUGGUGGGGAGGGAGGCACCGAUCAGUAAUCAGAAGAUGAGAGAUCUGUUGGGGUUUCGGCAGGGGGUGUCGUGGAGGGAGAGGUUUGUUAGGGAGUAGGUUGGAUUUGGAGGCGUUGUAUAUAUUUGGUUGUGAAUUGUGGAUGGUGUCUUGGUGGGAACAUGUAUAUAAUAUAUAUGAUAAGAUGCUUACAAACUUGCAUCAAAAUUAGCUUUUGAUCAACGC